AUGCAACUGCCAUUUCCUCGCCAUGAACCCAAUGCUCACACCAUUAAGAAGGCUCGCCAAAAAGGGUUUAAUGCUACCGUUUUAAGUCGACAAUGGAGACCUGAAUUUAGCGCCAGGGCGUCCGAUGUUCAUUUACUGCUGACUCCCACAAACUCCGCCCACGAGAUAGCUCCGCCCUCUGUGGACCAUCCGCUAUAUAAACAGCUGUGUCUUUCGGAACAACACUCUGCUGCACAGCCAUCACGAUGCAACGUCUUCUUGUUCUCGCCUGCCUGGUGGCCGUGGUCGUCGCCGACAGCUACAAGACGCCCAUCCCGAUCCUCAAGGACGACCGCACACACACAGAACGCCUACGGCGAGUACACCUUCGACUUCGAGACUGGAAACGGCAUCGCCAGGAACGAGGCCGGAAAACAGGCUGAUGGCCAGGAGUCCUCGGGAGGAUGGAGCUACACCGCUCCCGAAGGCGUGCCCAUCAAGCUCAGCUUCACCUCCGGUGUGGGCGGCUACCAGCCCGUGGGCGACCACCUCCCCGUGGCACCCACGCCAGUGCCUCUUCCCUACGAACGUCAGGACUACUAAAUCUAUCGUGCUUUCUCUUCCAUUUCAACUUUUAUAUUCUGCUAAAUUCACACUAGUGAUGUGGUAGAUUCAAAGAAUAAUUCUCAUCACCAUAUUUGUCCUACUAGUCUUGUAUUUAUUUCUUCGCUAUUUAUGGAACGAAACUCGUUCAUGUAUGCUUACCUCCAAUAAAGCUUCGACCAUGCAA
Messenger RNA from Penaeus vannamei (Pacific white shrimp), 769 nucleotides. NCBI's taxonomy places the organism in Eukaryota, Metazoa, Arthropoda, Malacostraca, Decapoda, Penaeidae. The record is from RefSeq and is a predicted model, not a curated record.